Molecule: messenger RNA, 9042 nt
Organism: Phyllopteryx taeniolatus (common seadragon)
Lineage: Eukaryota; Metazoa; Chordata; Actinopteri; Syngnathiformes; Syngnathidae
Product: sickle tail protein homolog
Exons: 24
Coding region: 370-5892 (1840 amino acids)
Cellular component (GO): cytoplasm
Source: RefSeq, a predicted model, not a curated record
GGAAUUGGUCGAGAAAGAAGGAGACAGCGUAGGGAGAAAUGGAGCUCUCCCAGGGGAGUUGAGCAGGCACCCAGAGACCCCGCGAACAGCCACAAAGCUUCAUCAUUUGGAAAGAAGAAUUUACCGCUGGAAGACGCUAAUCGGCAACGUGAGGCAAGAGCGCGCGCGAGGAGAUGCAAAGGUUAAGACGGGCAUUCUCCCGAAGAGAGGUGAAACCAGACAAACGAGAAGAAACGGACUGACAUUGAACAUAUUCAGAGAUCAGAAUAGAGUUUCGAAAAUACAAGAAAGUGGAAGAAGUCAGUCCCAGGAAAAGACAGACAAACCCUGGAGUCAUUCACGAGGGCUCCCCGCAACCCAGUAGGAAAAAUGUCCAAGUCCUCUUCCCGUCCGGGUCGACCCGGAUCAGCAGGAUCCCACAACUGCAGUUUAAGAAAGGACCUCCAAGGUAACCGCUCAUGCAUGCUGCGCAUCGGAGAGAGGCUGAUGAGAGCGGGCAGUGAAGGAAACUUAGCGGCUCAGAGCCAGAACCAAAGCAAGGCUUCUGGAUUAGGACGAGGACAGAAUGGGGCAACAAAAGUUGAUGUUGUGGAGGACAAAGGCCCUGAGUCCGCAGGGAAGUAUUGUCAUGAAGACCUCAAAAGCGAGCGUCAGCUCCCGAAGAAACAUCACAUGAACAACAACCUUCUGCGCAAGCCGGAUGCAACUUGCGCUUUACCCGGAAGCUACGCUGCCAGCAGUCGGGACGGCGACCCGGCGAGCCUGCUCAUGCGGCGCUCUGAAGCGGUGAGAAACAAGGACGUGUUCCCGAAUCAGAAGUUUCCACACCAUGCAGCCAUCAUCCUGGGACAUCAGGAACACACGAGAGAGCAGUUGAGGAGCCCUCGCCCUCCCGAAAGCACCACCUGUGAAGGUGUGUUUGCUGCAGAGAACAUGUCUGAUGGAGAGUCGCUGACUCUGACAGUUCCUUUCUCAAGGGGUUGUAAAGCCCGAUCAAGUCUACCGAUCGGACGGUCGAGUAGUCAGGCGAAAGAGCCAGUUGGUGUGCUGUAUCUCCAGUAUGGAGACGAGACAAAGCAGAUCCGGAUGCCUGCCGAAAUCAGCAGUGAGGAUACUCUGCGGGCUCUCUUUGUUACUGCUUUUCCUCAGCAGCUCACCAUGAAGACGCUUCAAUCUCCCAACAUGGCCAUUUACAUCAAAGACACACGUCGCAAUGUUUACUUUGACCUGGAAGACAUCAGAAAUAUUACAUCCCACUCCUGUCUGAAGGUUUAUCAUAAAGAUCCAUCACAUGUGUUCAACUGCCACGCUCGGCCUACCAACACAGAAGGAAGGAUCUCCAAAGAAAUAUUCUACGGGAGCCACAGUCCGGUCCACAGACUGUCAUCGUCCAGUCGUGGUACCUUUCAGAGCUUGCAAGGCUCCAUGUCUCCGCCCAUGGUGCGUUCCAUGCCCUCCUCUCCGUCCAGGAUGGCCUACGGUGGGAGGAGUGCACAAGGCUUAGCGGGAGCGAUGGAGGCGGGUGCCGCCGCAUUACCCCGAGACCGGCUCUCAGGCGCAGGACCAUCCAGCGGUUUGUGCACCAGCAGCAGUGCCAUACUAGAGAGGAGAGAUGUCAAGCCUGAUGAAGAUGUUGGCAGCUGCAAGAGCAUGGCCCUGGUCAUCCACGGAGAGGGAGGCCUAUGUUACCCAGACUCCUACUGUUCCUCCCUCCAGGAUGGAGGGAGAUAUCCCGGAGGGAGGAGCAGCUUUGCGUCCUCCCAGUGUAGUGGUACGUUGUCCCAUGCUGCAGAAACGGUAGAUGCUGGGGUCACCGGAAUUCCUGGGGGCUUACAGCAGUACCGUGCUUCCAUCAAGCCCCUGAUGGGCUACGGGGACAUCAUGGAGCACCAAACGCAAUCCCUGGACAGGCAAAAGAGUAGGAAAUAUGGUGAAAGCCAAAUUCCUCAGUUAGGAACAUUGCCUCCCUCCCCCCACAGAUUGAGUGAAGUCAGGAUGAAAGAGGGACAGAUCAUUGGAGGCGUGGGCCUGGUCUCACCUGAGAGGAUGUCCCCAAUUCGUCGAUCCCUGCGGCGGGAAAAUCACGGGGCUACCGUGCAGAUUGUAAACAGAAGCAGAGGGAGCGCUUCGUCGUCGUCCGCUUCGUCCGUGUUUGUGGACAGCCCGCUGGGACAACCGGAAAGCCUGAUGCAGGGUCACAUGACUGCCUUUGAUGCUCAGAGUGAGAGAAUGAAAGCAAUGGAGGAGCAGAUAGCCAGUCUCGCAGGGCUGGUUCACCAUGCGUUGUCUGUGGGAGGAGAUAUUCCGAGAGCUAAAGGACUUGUCAGUGAAAGCCCUUGGAAGAAUCACCCUGUAACAGACGGGAUCAGCUCGGCCUCGCGGGCUCUUCGGGCUCCGACCACCGAACGUGAGCUGCGGCGGUGCUUGGCGCAAGUGAAGAGCGAUGUGUCUGAACUGCGACUGCAAUUAAAUCAACUCCGACAUUUACAGAUAGCACACCAGCAAACCAUGAAGUCCUUGUUGCGCAUGGCUGGCCAGGAAUUGGUGUUGUCGAUGUGUGAUCGCUUGAGUCAGUCUGAGGAGAGACGAAGUGGUGGACGAAGAGCUGAGAUAGAGGAGGAGAGGAUUCAUUACCUUGCUACCGAAGAGAAAAUACUCAAACAGCUCAGUGAACUGGAGGAUUAUGUGAACAACUUACAAUCAAGCACUGCCUCCCUCCCUGGCCAGUUGCCAAUCAAUCUGAGAGAUGUGGAGGAGGGAGCAGUGAACUUGCGCAGAGCCGGGGAGUCUCUGGCUAUUCUUAAAGGGGAGUUUCCAGAACUGCAGGCAAAGAUGCGUUCGGUGCUCAGGCUGGAGAUGGAUGCAGUUCGUUUUCUCAAGGAGGAGCCUCAUAAGAUGGACUACAUGUUAAAAAGAGUCAAAGCCCUAACAGAAGGUCUCAGCUCUCUACGCAGAUGUGUGUCAGAAUCCAAUCCCCCAUUCAAAGCCGCCCAAGCGGAAUUGCUCAAAGCAUCCGAAGCAGACCAAAAGCAUCUGAUGAGCCGGAGUCCUCAGACCUCACCACAACCGCAGCCUCGAUCCGUUCCGUCGUCCUCUUUAACUCAGCCAAAGCUCAACUAUGCAGUCUCAGCUUCCCCGGCCACCGCGCGCAGAGUUAAGACGACUCCAGCCGCUGGGAUCCAGGCCCACCAGCACAGCCCACCACUGAACCACACCCAUGGGAGAGACCUACCAACUGUGGCCAAGGUGAGUCCUCGUAGCAGAGAGGGCAGCCCUGCCCUGCGGGAGCCAGCCGCUCCUCUCCAGUCCGACGAACUUCACAGAUCGAGCGUGCCGCAAACCGCGCUGGGGAGUCGCACAGCGAAGCGAGUCCAAACCUCUUCGGAAACCGCUGCCAAACCUGUCCACAAUACUGAUGGAGAAACUCCGGAAGGAAGUCCGAGUCAAGAAACCAGCAGUGUGAGCAAGCCAAGCACCCAUCUAGCAAACAAGUCCUCUCCCAAAAAUUUAGACGAGGUCCUGCAGGAAGCCCAGGCCAGCCUGAUGAAGUCCAUUCCUGAUCUGGAUUUGUCAGAUACCAAAGUGGGUCACUCAGAUUUGCCUUCUGGAGAGAGAAAUUGCUCGACUUCCAAGACGGAGAUGGAGGAACGUCUCGACACACUGCAAGCUCUGCUGUCUGGAACUCGGGAUCAAAAACCAGCACAGGAAAAUGACGAAGUGGAUUUCUGCCAGCUGAAGCCCAAAGCAACAGCGGAAGCGCCGCUAUCAGCUUCUCCAUCGGCCUCUCCGUGUGCCAAACGUCCACAGAUGGAAAAACCUCGACGCUCCAGUGUGGAAAAGAAGCAGAGUCCUGAUAGGAGUGGCCAGUCUCAUCCUCCUCUACCAAGGUCGCAUGCAGCCACCACAGGAAGGACUGGAGAGGUGGUCUACACGACCAGGAAAGAAUCUGUUGGAGAACAGGGUGUUAGCGAGAAAAAAACAUCUGUUAAUCCUCAACCAAAACCCCUGAGACAACCACCAGAGGUCAAACCCAAACCCAAACCUUCCGGCACCACCGUCGCCGUUGUCUCGGAAAACAUGGAGGAUGAGGAAGAUGACAGUAAUAGAUUUCUGAAAGGACUGCAGGUGACACAAGAGACAUCAAGCAAAGAUAAAUUGUCUGGUGAACAAAUUCUAUUGGAAGGACAACACAAGAUCCCUGAAAGAUCUCGGGUCACUGGCCAGAAACCCACAUCAGCGCCUCAUUUAGGACAUACUCAUGGUUGUCUAGGUAACCAUUCAAUUACUGCUGCACCAGAAGACGUCCGUGAACCUAGACAAGGUCCUGUGGCUCCUGACCAGAAAGAAAAAGGGAAGUUGGUUGAACAAGGACCAAUAUCAAACUCAAAUAGUGGCGCUCCUCCAACCACCACUGUGCAGAAAGACAAUAUCCAAUCGAAUGCCACUGCAAUACCUGGUCAGGUGGAUCCAAAUGUUGCCAAACAGCUACAAACUGAAAAGUCCAAUUUGACUAAAAAAACUCCACCCAAAAACAAAAACACUAUUGUAUUGUAUUGGAAACAAGAAUUACUAAAGAACAAGCAGGAUGCAAGCAAACAUUCAGAUCUGUGUCAAAUCCAGGGGGUCAAGUUGCAGCUAUCUGACAAAGAACAAUGUCCAGAAGAAGAAGGUAGUUUGAGUCCUGAUAUUUUUGAUCAUGGGGGACCUCCUCCUCCACCACCUCCAUCAGGUAAGAUUUCCCAUCGAAUCUCAAAGAUCCGAGUCAAGGCAAAGACUAAACAUCAAGAGCUGGAGAAAAUGAAGGGCUAUGACGUAGCAGGGGAGACAACGGAGAAACCCAUUUGGCAGGCUUAUGAGAACCAAGGUUUUGAGGACAAUGAUUCUUGGGAAAGGGAGCCUAUCAUCAUCAUCUUGAAUGAGCCUGUGGACUUGGAGUCAGACUUUAAGCGCCUGUCAACCAUUUUUGAGUAUGAGGAGGAGCUUGACCAGAUUGUUUCUCCGGGGGGUAUUGUGGAAGACGAGGAGGCAAUGCAGGAAGAGACCGAUGAUGUUAAAACCGUGUCUGAAGAAAAUACAGGCUUACAUCUUAACAUUUCAGACAAUGGUCCAAAUUCUCUGUGUAUUCUACCUCAAAAAGAUGGCUCACUUGAUGAAAACCACGACAGGACUAAACCAGAAUUACUCAAAAAGGCAAACACCAACCGCAACUUUAAAUUCAAGUUACCCAAAAACAAAGUGUCAGCAAUUAGCCAGGCUAUUCGAUCAGGGACAACAAAAACCGGGGGGAAAAACCCUGAAGUGGAAGUCUUUAAAGAAGAGGAAACUGUGACAUCAGACCAAGAGCCAGUGAAAGUGCCCAAGAAGCACAAUAAGGAAUCAAGCAGGUUUAGCAGCCACAGUACCAAACGAAACCUCAGUAAGGACAAUAAAGGCAAUCUUAUUGAAAUAGGCCCCUCUCCUGUUGGCGCGAAACAAAUACCCACCCCUAAGUCACUGAGCCCAGGAGAGGAUGUAGAAGACCUGUGCAAGAGAACAUAUCGCUCAUUCACCUCUUCCAUUGAACCUUCACUUCCUUCUGAGUCCAGUGACAGGGCUCAUUUUUCAGGCAAGGUCAAGCACCAGAGAGAGGGAAGCCCAUCAAAGAGGUCAGCCUCUCAGAUCCUCAAGAGCCCAAAUUCACCCCAGCGCAAAAGAGUCAAAGCACAGCCUCCACCAAACUCUGUGAAGUCCUCUACCAAGAAACAGACUUCCAGCUCUUGUAUUCAGCGAAGCCACACCGGGUUACGCCACUCUUCUCCCACUCCUGGCUCACCUGAAAAGACAACCAAAAUCCAGCAACAGGCUUCCCAGAAGCAACCCAGCCAGCAAAGUCUCUUCAGCAUCCAUCGCUAGCGGCAAGCAGGCGACCCCGAGCCUCGUCCGAUCAGGGUCUCGGAGCGCCGCCGCCGCCGCCGUCUCUCAGCUGACCUCUUACUCUUCGUCAUCGUACUCCUCAUCGUCCCCGUCCUCUUCCUCCAACUCUCCGCUCUCUCCCUCGUCCUCCUUCCUUCAGCCGGUCGUAAGUCACGGAGGGAGGAGCGGUGGAGCAUCGGUGUCCGACCCCGGUUCUCCCGGUCGCGGCGAGAAAUUCGGCGGGACCCGAAGCGGCCGUGCCCGCGAAAGAGACGCUGUGACGAGAUGCGCGUCGCAACGACCACACAAAUAUCGACGCGCCACCGACAUGUGGACCCCGGGAAGAUGAGCAAAGUGCUACGGCACAAGCCAACGGGGGCCCUUUCGUAUACGAGGGGCAAGCUUCAUUUAUUGCAACCUAUACAAUGUACGCUUGGCAAUGAAGCCCAAAAAGCAGGAUUCCACCCUUCGCUACAAUCUCCCCUUUUCUCAACGCUGACUGUCCAUCGAUGAGCAAGGGCACAUGCGGAAAAUUCAGGAGGAGGCUGCACUUUCCGUCACAGCUUGAUUCACUGCUUUGUCAUCAGAGGAGUACUCGACCACCCCGCCCCUCCGACCCCUUAUUUCCGAAAACGGGAUCAUAGGAUGGUGCCGGAUCAAGCGAAUACGGGGGAUGGGUUACGGUCGUGCGGCCAAAGGAGCUGUUGACUUGGCAAGCGGAGGUCACUCAAAGCAGGCUCGCUGUUCUUCGUCUCGCAUCCCGGACAGCCACUUUUUGACUGCGCUGUAGCCUAAAACAGGUUCCCCGCACACAUUUUGCAACCUUUGAAAAUUCGCCUUCCAAACCAAGACAUUUCGUCCCAGCUGCCUGCUUCAACAAGGAUUAUUUCGAAAGAGGGCAGGCUUACGCAAAAGCUUUUCCAAGAAACCUUCAAACAGGUAUUUCAUCUACAAAUUGUGGAAAUCAUUUGUAAUCAAUUGUUCAAAAAACAAAAAGCGGCGCAAACACAAAAACAAUAAAUCAAUCAAAAACGACUGCUGCUGAAGUGAAGGAAGCCAUUGAGGCACGAGUUGCAAUGAAUGAAUUGGAUUCAGACUAAUUGACAUUUAUGAAUUAAGUAAAUAUUCAAGACAUUUUUCUUGACAGAUUUGUGUCACCGAUCCAAAUGUCACAGUGUCGCAUGCGGAAGCCCAAAUGACGUCCAGCUCGACUGCGAAGGCAGAGCAAACGUUUUGUGCUUGCAAAAAUCCAUGACCGAGAUGGCGUCCAAACAAAGGGUUACGCCAAUAAGAAAAUGAGAUCCGGUUCUUUUAAAUAGGGUCUUCUUUUAUUUAGAAUUCAUCAAUGAACCAGUUUUUUCUUAGAUAUAGGAAUAAAAGCAUUGUAAGUUUGCAUUUCUCGAAAGUAAAAGGCUCCUUGCAAUUUGAAAGGCUGGCUUAAAUGAAGGCUACCAUUUCCGUUUCCUGUCCGGUUGGUCUUUAUGGCUAAAAACGGAAUUGCUAUUCAGUAUGUUUUGAGGAUUAGCCAUUACUACACUUUGCAAGUUCAAUUUAAUGAUAGGCAAUGUUGUUUAUUGAUAGCAAAAGAUUUCGACAGCACUUUUCCAAAGUUCAUUUGUUUUUGCCCUCCUCCAUCACAUCCUUCAAAGUGGAAUUGAAGCUUUAGGACGGCCCGAGAAUGAAAUUGCCUUUCUGUAUGUUUGAUCAUUUGGAUUCCACAGGCAAAAUCACGCGUUGUAUGAUGCAUCAUGUGUUUUCUUUUGUGUGUGUGAAGUCGUACUGUAUUUAUUUACGGAUUCUAUGAGAUCGGGAUCAUGAAUAUGAAAAGUCGGACCAACGACAAUUUUAUGAACUCAUGUCAAAUGAUCUAAAGUUCAGGUGUAUUUUUGUUGUUUAUGCCAUCGACAUGAUAGCGCGUGUUCCCUCAGUUGUUUGCUUGUAUAGCCGAUGUGACUUCAAUAACCUCGAUGUUUUUUGUUCUGCUAACGUGAAACCCACCAAGUUUAAAGGAAAAAAACUAAACGGGAUUUGCGCAUCCUCAUGAGAAAACAGAAGGAAAUCGGGGGGGAAUUCUAAGGUAUCGUAGACAUAGACGCGCAUGCAAACUUAUACUAGUUAGACUGUAGUCGCUACCUAACUAAAAUAUUUUGUACUUAAGAUUUCUUUCCUAUUUUCUUUUCAUUGGACUGCCAAUCAUUGAGUUGAAUAAAAGACAUGCAAUUGUAAAAUAGGCCAAAUUUGCCAAUCCUCCUCAGUUGCUAUUGAUUCCUGAUGCGCUCUGACUUUUUUUAUGGAGGAAGCGGAAAAAAGCUGCACAUCUUCUUAACGACGCUUUUAUAGUGACGCAUUUCAUUUGCAUAGAGUGUCGCGGCUUCCAAAGGGAACCCAGGUUAGCACACAAGCACAUUUUCUCGACUGCUGCUGCUGCGAAAAGAGUCGAAUUGAGCCUUUUGGGCCAAGUCAAGUCGGACACUUUCAACUCGGUAAUCCCAGUCCACGCGGUGAUAUUUUUGUAUCCCAGUUCGACAUGAAAUGUCUCCACCCAUUCUAUGCUUUGUACAGCACCGUCAAUAUGCAACUGUGGGAAAACAAUAGUGAUGCAAGGAAACCUGGCCUUUUUUUUUGUUCCGGAUGUCCGAUGUCUCAAAUGGACACAUGACAAUCGAGUGCUGGAAUUGGGAAUCGGGAAUCGGGUUGGAGUGCAAUUGAAUGAGACCUCAUCAACACAUUGAGUUGUAAAACACUGGAAUGCCGUGUAAAACACCCGGCGUGGACCUUUUACGGCGUCCAAUGUGAAAUCCGCUUGACUGGAGAGUAGAAAUAUGUACAUCUCUGCAUGCCUAUUGAGUGUUUCACCUCAUCUUUGAAAUAUUAAAACAUAUACUCUUGAAGAAGUGUAAAUAUGUAUUUGUUAUUUGACUGUAAGACGUGCAGCAGGUUGCGAACACAAGGUCUUCCAUAAUGUUACAACAUGAGCUGCUGUUCAGGAGGGGGCGCUGCAGACACACAAAGCUACGAGUAGCUAUGCCAUGUUGCCAUGUCCUUCCACCAAGCGGAUUUAUUCAUUCAAUGGCGGAUAUUCCAGAUACACAAAACGGGCAUUCUGUAAAGAGAUCAAAUGUUGGCAAUCUGAAUAAAGCAACACGAACA